CAAAAAUAUCCAUUUAAACUUAUUUUAUUCACAGUUUCGUUCAUUCUACAGUUGCAUAUGUACAUCACAGCACUCGUAACCACAAUGUAUACACGGGGUGUCCUCUUUGUGGUCCUUUUCGGAAUUUGUGUCGCCUUCCGAGUCCAACAGGACACUGCAUCAGACGAACUGGUGACAGGUAUAAACAACUUUGAACAGCAACUCAAGGACAUAGAAGAACUGAUCAGCAAGGUGCGAGAGGAAGUCUCGCAGGAAGAAGCCAAAGAUGAGCACAUCAUGGUCAGUCGAGUCAAGAGAGGAGUGUACUACAAAAGAGGAGCCCCAGGAUACGCUGGGCUUACAGGUGAGCCUGGCGAGAAAGGUGACGAUGGUGCUCCAGGGGGCCCUGGUGCUCAGGGCCCGGCGGGUCUAGACGGAGACAAGGGAGAUAAGGGCUCUGUUGGUCCACCAGGGGUUCUUGGGGUGUCAGGCAAUUAUGGACCGAAAGGUGUAGCUGGAUCGUACGGACCUCCUGGACAACCAGGUUUACCUGGGCGCAAAGGGGAGAUUGGCUUCACCGGAGUGAUGGGAGAUUGGGGAUCACCCGGAAGUCCGGGUGCACCAGGGCCAAUAGGCGCCAAAGGAGAAAGGGGCAAUUUUGGUCCAGCAGGUCACCAAGGGGAGACUGGUGCAAAGGGUGCAGAAGGACCCGAAGGUUAUAUGGGAGUACCUGGUCCAAUGGGAGGGCAAGGGUACCCUGGAGAUGUUGGGAGAAGAGGAGAACCAGGGGUUCCUGGCCAACCUGGUGAACCUGGCGCAGCAGGCCCCGUCGGCCAUCCUGGACAGAUAGGCAUUCCCGGAUCACCAGGACAGGCCGGUCCAAGCGGCGAGGAAGGAGCUCUUGAGCUUAAUGAUCUGGGUGAUUUCAUUGACCAACCAGGACCGCCGUUAGGUUCGAAACUGCCAGUAUUCAACCAGGACACUGGUUCUCCCGUAAAUUUCUUGGACUCUAAAUCAAAUCCCUUACCAACCGAAAGUUUAACUGAGUCGGAAAUGGGAUAUGUAAUGGCAGGACGUAAAGAUGCCCCAAUGAUGGUGAUACCAGGGAAGGAUGCAAUGCUAGGCCCAGCAAUGGUAAUGAGUAAGGAUGGCGAACCAGCUCCCAUGUUUUAUGGCAAAUCGUCAGAAGAGGCGCCAGGUCCAGCAAUGAUGAUAUCAACUAAGGACGGACAACAAGCUCCGAUGUUUUAUGGAAAAUCGUCAGACGAGAUGCCAGGACCUGCAAUAAUGUCAACUAAAGACGGACAACCAGCUCAAAUGUUUUAUGGAAAAUCGUCAGUCGAAAUGCCAGGUCCAGCGAUGAUGAUAUCAACUAAGGACGGACAACAAGCUCCCAUGGUUUAUGGAAAAUCGUCAGACGAAACGCCAGGACCAGCAAUGAUGUUAACUAAAGACGGACAACCAGCUCAAAUGUUUUAUGGAAAAUCGUCAGUCGAAAUGCCAGGUCCAGCGAUGGUUAUGACUAAAGACGGCGAACCAGCACCAAUGUUUUAUGGAAAAUCGUCAGACGAGACGCCAGGACCAGCAAUGAUGAUAUCAACUAAGGACGGACAACAAGCUACCAUGUUUUAUGGAAAAUCGUCAGACGAGACGCCAGGACCAGCAAUGAUGAUGACAACUAAAGACGGACAAGCAGCUCCCAUGUUUUAUGGAAAAUCGUCAGACGAGACGCCAGGACCAGUAAUGAUGAUGACUAAGGACGGACAACCAGCUCCAGCAGAAAGCCAGUGGUUAUCCAAGAAAAAUGUACCUACAUUUGCAGUCAUGUUUCCAUACCCUGAAAUAGAAGAUAUGCCAGUGGGUCCAGUCAGUGGCAACGAUAUUGAUACGGUGGAAACGCCUGAAGAAGAAGAACAAGAUGAUGAAGAAGAAGAAUAUGAAGAAGAAGAGGAGGAAGAAGAAGAAGAAUAUGAAGAAGAAGAAGAGGAAGAAGAAGAGAAGGAAGAGGAAAUUGAAGGGGAUGCUGAGGUAGAGGGAAAUGAAGAGGUGCAAGAGACAGAGGAUGAUCAAGAAGAAGAGGUCGUACAAGAAGUUGACACAGUGGAGGAUGUCGAUCCUGAGAUAGAGGAAAUCGAUCCAGAAGUUCAAGAGAAGGAAGAAGUCGAACCUCAUGUCGGGGAAGUAGAACCAGAGGUUGACGUAGUGGAAAGAGUCCAAACAGAAGUCAAUGAAGAGGAAGAGGAUGAACCAAAAGACGAGGAAUCGGAAGAGGAUGAGCCGGAAGAAGGAGAAUCGGAAAAGGAUGAAACAGAAGACGAGGAAUUGGAGGAGGAAGAACUAGAAGACGAGGAAUCGUUAGAGGAUGAACCAAAAGACGAGGAAUCGGAUGAGACUGAACAAGAAGUUGAAGAAGAAGAACCCACAGAACAGGAACCAUCAGCUGAGGAUGACACUGGUGGGGAAGAUGGACCUGAAACGGAAGAUGAUCAAGAUGAAGAAUAUUAUGAGACAGAAGAAGAAGGAAUAGAAGAAACAGCUGACUAUGGUGAAGAGGUUGAUAAUAGCCUUGCUCCUUAUAUAAUUAAUAACGAUUCCCAGAGAACAACAUAAUGUGUCGUAUAUAUGUCGAUCAAAAUAAUAUAGCAUAAUUCUUAAAAUGAAAAUGAAAUAAGUCGUUGGAUACAAAAUUUAAGUUACGACUACAUACUUAUACAUUUAUUUGAUAUCCAUAUGUUUAACGCCAUAACAAAUUCAGGACUUCUAUAUAUUAAACAGAUUUAUUUUUGUGGAGUGAGAUAAUCCCUCUUGUUAAAUGUUUGAUAUGAAGUGGAUCUACAUGGAAUUUUGUGAUCUCCAAGGCAGCUUCUUGGGUCACAGUUUUGUAUUGACUUCAAAGUGUCGUGUUCAGUAAUACACUGUAAAUAGAGUGAACGAGAUCCUUACCGAUUUCUAGCUGUAUGUAGUGGUUGAGCUUAAUAGGAAAGCAUCAAAAGCUAUCAUUAGUAACGAUAGAAUAGGGUUUCAAGGAUCCCUGUCCCACUAUACUGUGUUUUUCUUAUAUAAAAUAACCUCCCCUUAAUUUAGUUUUUGAUAUAAUUGUAGCACAUUUGGGCCAAGGCACAUCCGUUGAAUAGGUAGCUCAGUCGGUUAGCGCAAUAGUUUAUCGAUCUGAGAUAUAGGGGUUGAAUCCUGGUCUAGCCCUGCUGUCUUUAUACAUCCAACAAGGUAUGGUUUUCUUUUCAGAAAUGAUUUAACAAAGCUAUAGUCAUUCCGGGGAAAAAACAGUUUCCAAUGUGUAAUUACCGGUUUUGGCAGUGGUACGGGGGUCCUUUGUAGAUUUAUUAGAUACGGUUUAUUUGUUUUGCAAUGCGGUCAGUUCGUAUGAAAACUCCUAUGUUCCAUCUGUUGUAUGUUUGUGUGUGUCUGUAUCUCGUUACUGAUUGUAAUACGUAUAGUGACAAUGAAGAAGAUUAAAUCCGGUUAAUAAAUCAAAUAUAUGUGUACAAAU
Mizuhopecten yessoensis (Yesso scallop) is the source of this 3487-nucleotide messenger RNA. RefSeq names its product collagen alpha-1(I) chain-like. The record is from RefSeq and is a predicted model, not a curated record. The transcript has 4 exons. NCBI's taxonomy places the organism in Eukaryota, Metazoa, Mollusca, Bivalvia, Pectinida, Pectinidae. The coding region runs from base 58 to 2589 and encodes 843 amino acids.